AUGUUGUCGAAGAAAAUGGAGAAACGGUAUCCGAGAGACGAAGCUAUAAUGAUGAACGCCCAUCAGAAAAGUGUACAACAUGACUCCAAGAAACCUCGCGUAAAGAGGCUACCCACUAAAGGGAGUCAGUCAGGCAUCAGUCCUGGACAACCGGCACCGCGAGAAAAGCUUAUUUCACAACCGCGGCAGCUCUCAGACAGUUGCCCUCUUAGGGGUUUACUGUGUAACGUUGUAAAGUAA
This is a messenger RNA of Opisthorchis viverrini, 240 nucleotides long. RefSeq lists its product as hypothetical. The coding region runs from base 1 to 240 and encodes 79 amino acids. The record is from RefSeq and is a predicted model, not a curated record. NCBI's taxonomy places the organism in Eukaryota, Metazoa, Platyhelminthes, Trematoda, Opisthorchiida, Opisthorchiidae. The transcript has a single exon.